AUGGCUCCGGAUCAUUUCAACGAGCCAUUUCCUACCAAGCAGCUCAUUAUCAUAGGCAUCUGUCGAUUCUCCGAACCUAUAGCAUUCAAUUCCAUUCUCGCCUACAGCUAUGUUAUGGUUCAGGACCUGGGCAUUCCCGAGAAGGACGCCUCCUUCUACUCGGGCCUGCUCAUCUCCGCCUAUGCUGUCGCUGAGGCUUUGACUGCACUGGGAUGGGGAGCCAUCUCCGACGUCUACGGUCGCAAGCCAGUAGCCUUGCUUGGGUUGGGCGGUGUUGCGCUCUCGAGCUUGUUGUUCGGGCUGGCUGGCAACUACUGGGUUGCUCUGUUGGCAAGACUUGUAGGAGGGGCUCUGAAUGGGAAUGUAGCCAUCAUGCAGACGAUGGUUGCAGAAGUCGUCAAAAACCCUGCCCAUGAGCCACGCGCCUACGCAACGCAGCCCUUCGUUUGGACUCUCGGAGGUAUCAUCGGCUCUGCCAUGGGAGGUUUCCUGGCCAAGCCAGCAACCUUCUAUCCGCACCUCUUCUCCCAGGACGGUUUGUUUGGCCGCUAUCCUUACCUCCUUCCCAAUCUCGUCGCCGCCGUCGCCAUCCUUCUCGCCAUCAUCCAGGGUAUCAUCUUCCUGGAGGAGACGAACCCCGCCCUUAUUGCGCAAGAAGACGACAGUACCAUCGAUGAACACACGCCUUUGAACCGAGCUCGUCCCCGAGACCGCCGCCUCUCUUCUCUGUCUCGGGCCUCGUUCCGCGACCGGUCCAACAGUGUUCUAGCUGCCAUACGAGAAGUCCGGAAACGCCCUUCAUUCCUGGAAGAAUCCCUCCCUUUGCCAAUAGAACAGCGUUUCGAUCUUCGCCGCGCCUCCUUUGGGACAAUGCAUUCUAUCAGUCUCCCACCGCCAACCCAUGUCAUCCCACCUCGGCCUACAGCUGCACCAAAAAGAACCUUCAACUACACCGUAAUCAUGGUAACCCUCUCCCUGGUCAUCAUCUGCUACCACCAAAUGGCCUUCGUCUCCGUCAUCCCCGUCUUCAUCCUCGACGAGCCUCACACCGCCUUCGGCCAACUCGACCUCCACGGCGGCCUUGGCGGCUCCCUCCACGAGGUAGGGACCUACCUCGCCGUCAACGGUGUCCUCGCUCUCUUCAUCCAGGCCUUCGUUUUCCCACCAUUCGUCGAAGCCGUAGGGGUGUGGAAAUCCUUCGUAGCCAUGAUCCUCCUGUAUCCGACCUGCUACCUCAUCCCGCCCUUCAUCACCGUAUUCCCGGAAUGGGCAGUCGGCCCUGGGGUCUAUCUUACAUUCAUCUUGCAGGACAUCUACGGGAUUAUAGUGUUCCCAUGUGCUCUCAUUCUGCUGAAGAACGCGACGCCAAGCCCGCUGGUCCUGGGUCGCGUCAAUGGCAUGGCCAUGAGUGCGUGUUGUCUUGCUCGCACCGUUUCGUCGCCGCUUGUGGGACUGGUGUACUCCCUGGGGGGAAGCGCGGUUGCGUGGUGGAGUCUUGCCGGGGCGGCGGUUGUCGGCGCCGUGCAACUAUGCUGGGUGCCGAGAGAGGGGGUGGAGAAGGUCUUGGUCAAGAGUGUCAUUGGCAAGGUUGCAGAUGAGGGUGCCGGGGGAAGAAGGCGAAGGGAGAGGCUGGGGCUGGAGGAGGAUGAGGUGCAGAGUGAGGUGUUCGAUGAUUGA
Messenger RNA from Westerdykella ornata, 1677 nucleotides. Its product is annotated as MFS general substrate transporter. Bases 1 to 1677 code for a protein of 558 amino acids. Gene Ontology annotation, biological process: transmembrane transport. Lineage: Eukaryota; Fungi; Ascomycota; Dothideomycetes; Pleosporales; Sporormiaceae. The record is from RefSeq and is a predicted model, not a curated record. Gene Ontology annotation, molecular function: transmembrane transporter activity. The transcript is spliced from 3 exons.